Auxenochlorella protothecoides is the source of this 456-nucleotide messenger RNA. Its product is annotated as AP-2 complex subunit sigma. Gene Ontology annotation, molecular function: clathrin-cargo adaptor activity. The transcript has 4 exons. The coding region runs from base 1 to 456 and encodes 151 amino acids. Lineage: Eukaryota; Viridiplantae; Chlorophyta; Trebouxiophyceae; Chlorellales; Chlorellaceae. Gene Ontology annotation, cellular component: AP-2 adaptor complex; intracellular membrane-bounded organelle; membrane coat. The record is from RefSeq and is a predicted model, not a curated record. Gene Ontology annotation, biological process: intracellular protein transport; clathrin-dependent endocytosis.
AUGAUCCGGUUCUUCCUCCUUCUCAAUCGAUCUGGCAAGGCACGGCUUGCAAAGUACUACACCCCACUGUCGGAUGAAGACAAGAAGCGACUGGAGGACGAGGUGUACCGACUCAUCGUCAACCGGGACUCCAAAUUUACAAACUUCAUCGAGUUCAAGACCUACAAGUUGGUGUACCGGCGGUAUGCUGGUCUCUACUUUGUGUUUGCAGUGGACCCCACAGACAACGAGCUCCUGUACCUCGAGAGCAUCCACCUGUUUGUCGAGAUCCUAGACCAUUACUUUGGCAAUGUCUGCGAGCUGGACCUCGUUUUUGGCUUCCAUAAAGUCUACUGCCUGCUGGACGAGUUUGUCAUCGGUGGGGAGAUUCAGGAGACCAGCAAGAAGGCAGGAUGGGGCCAGGGCUUGGGGGUCAUUCUGGAGCGGCUCAAAGAGCUGGAUGCGAUGGAGACCUAG